Entrophospora candida is the source of this 386-nucleotide messenger RNA. NCBI's taxonomy places the organism in Eukaryota, Fungi, Glomeromycota, Glomeromycetes, Entrophosporales, Entrophosporaceae. The record is from the annotation of a GenBank genome assembly.
UGGUUUAUUCCAGCAAUAUAGAAGGUGCACCUUCCAUAAAUUUUGAAGAUUGGAUGUGCGGUAUAUCUACUACGUUAGGGAUGAUGGUCGUGAAUUCACUUGACAAAAAUAGUCUUGCUGGUGAUUACUCUAGUUACUCUGGUUAUUCUUCUGUUGAUACGAGGGAUCGUUUGUUUUUAUUUGUAGGGUUUGCGUUAAUGGCAGGCGGAUUGGCCGGAUCUGUGACAAUUUUGAUCCUUAAAUAUAUUCUGGCAAUUGCUAAUUCCGAAUUUUUAUAUUUUGGGAUCGCAUUGGUUAUCCAAAACUUUGCCAUCAUGCUCAGUGCGGUGAUUUUAUGGAUUUCACAUAAUUCAGGGCCUGAUUAUCCAGAUAGCUAUGGGUUUUAA